GCUCACGGCACCGGGCGGGGGAUGCUGGCAGCUAGCGGCCCGCGGGAACCAUGCUCCGGGGGUUGGCGGGCACCUGGGCCGUGCUCGGCGCGCUGCUCUGGGGCUGUGGGCUGGCGCUGCUGCAAGGCGGGAUGCUCUACCCCCAGGAGAGCCGAUCGCGGGAGCGCAAGGAGCUGGACGGCCUCUGGAGGUUCCGCGCCGACUUCUCCCAGAACCGGCGCCAGGGCUUCGAGCAGCAGUGGUACCGGACGCCGCUGCGGGAGUCGGGCCCCAGCCUGGACAUGCCGGUUCCCUCCAGCUUCAACGACGUGGGCCAGGAUGGGCGGCUGAGGAGCUUCGUCGGCUGGGUGUGGUAUGAACGGGAGGCCGCCCUGCCCCAGCGAUGGACCGAGGACCUGGGCACACGAGUGGUGCUGAGGGUCGGCAGCGCCCACUACUACGCCAUCGUGUGGGUGAAUGGGGUCCAUGUGGCAGAGCACGAGGGGGGCCAUCUCCCCUUCGAGGCUGACAUCAGCAGGCUGGUCCAGAGUGGGCCCCUGUCCUCCUGCCGCAUCACCAUCGCCAUCAACAACACGCUCUCCCCCAACACCCUGCCGCCAGGGACCAUCCUCUACAAGACGGACACCUCCAAGUACCCCAAGGGUUACUUUGUCCAGAACACAAACUUUGACUUCUUCAAUUACGCGGGACUGCAUCGGACUGUGCUCCUCUACACCACGCCUACCGCCUACAUCGAUGACAUCACCGUCGCCACCGACGUGGACCAAGACACUGGGCUGGUGAAUUACCAGAUCGUUGUCCAGGGCAGUGAGCACUUCCAGCUGGAAGUGUGUCUUCUGGAUGAGGAAGGCACGGUCGUGGCCAAGGGGACCGGGGGCCGGGGCCAGCUGCAGGUGCCCAGUGCCCACCUCUGGUGGCCGUACCUGAUGCACGAGCACCCUGCCUACCUGUACUCGUUGGAGGUGAAGCUGACCGCACAGACGGCUGCUGGGUUUGUGUCUGACUUCUACACCCUGCCCGUGGGGAUCCGCACCGUGGCUGUCACACAGAGCCAGUUCCUCAUCAACGGGAAGCCUUUCUAUUUCCACGGGGUCAACAAGCAUGAGGAUGCAGACAUCCGAGGGAAGGGCUUUGACUGGCCGCUGCUGGUGAAGGACUUCAACCUGCUUCGCUGGCUGGGCGCCAAUGCCUUCCGCACCAGCCACUACCCCUACGCAGAGGAGGUGAUGCAGCUCUGCGACCGCUAUGGGAUCGUGGUCAUCGACGAGAGUCCCGGAGUGGGCAUCGUGCUGGCCCAGAGCUACAGCAACGUGUCUCUGCAGCACCACCUGGAGGUGAUGGAGGAGAUGGUCCGCAGGGACAAGAAUCACCCGUCUGUUGUGAUGUGGUCUGUGGCCAACGAGCCCGCUUCCUUCCUGAAACCAGCUGGUUACUACUUUAAGACGCUGAUUGCCCACACCAAAGCCUUGGACCCCUCCCGGCCCGUGACCUUUGUGACCAACUCCAACUAUGAAGCAGACCUGGGGGUGCCUUAUGUGGACGUCAUCUGUGUGAACAGUUACUACUCCUGGUAUCAUGACUACGGGCACAUGGAAGUGAUUCAGCUGCAGCUGGCAACCCAGUUUGAGAGCUGGUAUAAGACCUACCAGAAGCCAAUUAUUCAGAGCGAGUACGGAGCAGAAACCAUCACAGGGUUUCACGAGGACCCACCUCUGAUGUUCAGUGAAGAGUACCAGAAAGGCCUGCUUGAGCAGUAUCACGUGGUUCUGGAUCAAAAACGAAAAGAAUAUGUGGUUGGAGAGCUCAUCUGGAAUUUUGCUGAUUUUAUGACUGACCAGUGUAAGUGGCAGUUCGGUGCAUGGAAUGUACCGCUUCUCCUUUUUUCAGCACCACAGAGGCCGAUAGGGAAUAGAAAAGGGAUCUUCACUCGUCAGAGACAACCGAAAAGUGCAGCAUUCCUGUUGCGAGAGAGGUACUGGAAACUUGCCAAUGAAACCAAGUGCCACCGGUCAGCUGUGAAGUCACAGUGCGUGGGAAACAGCCCGUUUACUUUUUAAGCAAGAACUACCUCUCUGCUGACAAGGGCUCUGUCAGCCCCUCCUUCCCAAGUAGGGGGCGACUUCCACAGGACACAGAGCAAGCGCUUCCUGGACUGUGCAUGGCAGACCGGGAAGUUUUCUGGUCUGGAUUUUGUGGUCAUUUGCUAGAAGGGAACAUUAGAGGUGAAAAUAAAGGCUUUUGUAGUAUGAGAGUAAAGAGUUGGCUUAAAAGCAACCAUCCAUAAAUUCAAUGACCUGUACUGCUG
Orcinus orca (killer whale) is the source of this 2305-nucleotide messenger RNA. RefSeq names its product glucuronidase beta (gene GUSB). Gene Ontology annotation, molecular function: carbohydrate binding; beta-glucuronidase activity; signaling receptor binding. The record is from RefSeq and is a predicted model, not a curated record. The coding region runs from base 51 to 2057 and encodes 668 amino acids. NCBI's taxonomy places the organism in Eukaryota, Metazoa, Chordata, Mammalia, Artiodactyla, Delphinidae. The transcript is spliced from 12 exons. Gene Ontology annotation, biological process: glucuronoside catabolic process; carbohydrate metabolic process.